AUGUCCUCUGGAGUUCAAGGAGUUUCACCAAAUGACUCUGGAGUUCUCAACUUGAUGAAAGGUGCGUCGGGUAUCGAUCCUCGUUACCUCGGUCUGCAUCAUGAUACGAUGCAGGCAAAUUAUCAUAAGCAGCAGCAGCAGCAGCAGCAGCUGCAUGGUCAGAGUGCUUCAGUUGGGGCUUGUGUCGAGGUUGGAAAUUUUGGGCUUGAGAAAGAGGUUGAGUGGCUGAAAAGGGACAAGAAUGUGCUUAUGCAAGAGCUGGUUAAGCUGAGACAACACCAGCAGACUACUGAUGAUCAGAUGCAAAACAUGGUGCAGAACCUUCAGAUUAUGGAGCAGCGGCAGCAACAGAUGAUGUCUUUCCUGGCAAAAGCUGUUAACAGCCCUGGAUUCUUCGCACAGUUUGUACAGCAGCAAAAUGACAACAAUAAGCGCAAGAUGGAAGGAAAGAAGAAACGCAGGAUUAGACAAGAUUUUCCUUCAGAUGAUCAUUCUGUUAGCCCUGCUGAUGGACAGCUUGUGAAGUACCAACCUAUAAUGAAUGAGACAGCGAAAGGAAUGCUCACACAGAUAACAAAACUAGAUUCUUCUCCUAGGUUAGAGAACUUCAGCAACAGUCCUGAAAGUCCACCGAUUGGUGAUGCAUUUGAUGGCAGAAGUAACAGUCGAAUUUCAGGAGUCACUCUUCAGGAAGUUUCACCUGCUUUUUCGCAGCCAUUUGCUAGUACAACUUCAGCUAUUGCAGGACAAAGUUCAUUGUCUGCCAACAUUCAGUUUUCAGAGAGCAGUUCCCCGAUUGGAGCUCAAGAUUUGCCACCUAUUGUACCGUUUUCAUCAGAUAUGAUUAUGCCUAUGCCCUCACAGUUACAAGAAAUUGUGCCUGAAAACAAUAUGGAUAUUAAUGGAACAGAGAGGGGCAAUGAUUCUUUCAUGGAUCCGACAUUGUGGGGAAAUGGAGAACUGCCAUUGGAAAAUGAUAUUUUCCCCCCCGACCUUCAAAUCAAGUGGGAAAGUGCUUUGGUUGACGAUAUUGGAGAGCCUCCUAGUGUGGGUGAUCCCUCCUGGGAAAAGUUUCUUCAAAGCCUAUACCCUCCUACUGAGACAGAGGAGAUGGGUUCGGUUGAAACAGAAAAUGAUAAGACUACUGAAACAGAGCUGCUAGGAAAUGGAUGGUACAAUGUUCAGCAUAUGGAACAUCUUACUGAGCAAAUGGGGCUACUAACAUCAAACACUAAAAAAGUAUGAUCAGUCACCGAGAAGAUGUACCUGAGGUAAUCCAGAAAUCUCAUCUCUUAGUGUAUUGGGUCACGGGAAACUUCCCAUAAGAUAGUAGCUCUAAUACCGAUUUUCACCUUUGUCACUGGAUUUCUUUUCAU
This is a messenger RNA of Solanum pennellii, 1376 nucleotides long. RefSeq names its product heat shock factor protein HSF8-like. Lineage: Eukaryota; Viridiplantae; Streptophyta; Magnoliopsida; Solanales; Solanaceae. Gene Ontology annotation, biological process: regulation of transcription by RNA polymerase II. The coding region runs from base 1 to 1245 and encodes 414 amino acids. The transcript is spliced from 2 exons. The record is from RefSeq and is a predicted model, not a curated record. Gene Ontology annotation, cellular component: nucleus. Gene Ontology annotation, molecular function: DNA-binding transcription factor activity; RNA polymerase II cis-regulatory region sequence-specific DNA binding.